AUGCGUGGGCGCGAGGGCGGAUCCUUCGCGAGGGCGCUCGAGUACACGGUCAGCCACCUCGUAAUGCACAAUCCGCCAGCAAUGCGCGCUCCGGCGAUGCCCAGCGGUGCCACACUUCUGUGCUCCAAUGCACCGAGCAUCCCGCCCUGGUACUUCCGUGCGCUCUAUCGAGAGGUGGGUCGGGCUCACGAAUGGACGGACUGGUUGCGCCGCUCGGACGCGGAGCUCGAGUCUUUUGUCACUGCUCCGGGCACGAUCCUGACUACGCUCCUGCUCGAUGGCGCCCCGCGUGGCUUUUAUAUGCUGCGAUGCGAGCAGGCGAGUGCCGAGCUUCUCUAUUUUGGAUUGACGCCCGAUGCCCUUGGGCGGCAGCUGGGCGGCCCGCUCCUCCGGCAUGCCGUGCAAGCCGCGUGGGAGGAGCCGAGGCUGCAAGCGCUGCACGUGAACACAAACACGCUCGAUCAUCCGAACGCGCUUCCUCUCUACAAGAGCGUGGGAUUCAAGGUGGAGCGGGUGGAAAGGUGCUGGCGUGACCCGCAGAGCGAGUCUGAAAAGUAA
Molecule: messenger RNA, 558 nt
Organism: Emiliania huxleyi CCMP1516
Lineage: Eukaryota; Haptophyta; Isochrysidales; Noelaerhabdaceae
Exons: 3
Coding region: 1-558 (185 amino acids)
Molecular function (GO): acyltransferase activity, transferring groups other than amino-acyl groups
Source: RefSeq, a predicted model, not a curated record